CCGAGCCCACUCUACACGUCGCCAACAGCAGCAGCAGCAUCAGCAGCCUGCACACUCCCCCUCCUCCUCAUCCCCGCCAGCUUCCACCACCGACCGCGAUAACACUCGGCUGCCGCACCGUGCACAGUCGACGUCGAAUCGCUCCGCCGCCCCGGCCUCGCCUCGACGGUCAAUGUCCACGUCGCAGGCGCCUUCCUCGUCCGCUGCCCACGCUCGGCCACCCUCAGGAGGCAACGUCGACAAGGCCGCGCGCCAUGACGUGGAGCAGAGCACCGUGAACCAGCCGCAUGCUCCGUCCUCCUCGCGAAGGAGCGAGUCGCACGAACCUGGCAUGAACGGCAGCCGUGCCCAUCCCCCGCGAGGAGAUUCAAUGCGAGCAGCGUCCGGCCACGCGCGGACGCAGUCGCGCUACAAUGAUCAGCCUACACCUGCACCCAGCACCAGCGACGCUCGCUCUGCGCAGCCUGCGACGAACUUGAGGCGGCGCACCACGAUCGACGCGCAGACCGGGCACUGGGAGUUGGGCAAGACUGUGGGAGCUGGCAGCAUGGGCAAAGUGAAACUGGCCAGAAAUAAAGACACUGGGGAGCAAGUUGCUGUGAAAAUCGUGCCUCGGACGAGCCAAGGGGAGGAACAUCGCACACAGCAGGAACGUGAACGGGCAGAGCACAGCAAGGAAAUCCGCACAGCACGAGAGGCUGCCAUAGUGACGCUGGUCGACCAUCCUUAUAUCUGCUACAUGCGUGACGUGGUACGAACGCACUAUCACUGGUACAUGCUAUUCGAGUACGUGAAUGGAGGACAAAUGCUCGACUAUAUCAUUUCCCAUGGCAGACUGAAGGAGAAGCAAGCUCGGAAGUUUGGCAGGCAAAUCGCAAGUGCUUUGGAUUACUGCCACCGAAAUAGCAUUGUGCACCGCGAUCUCAAGAUUGAGAACAUCCUCAUCAGCAAGACGGGCGAUAUCAAGAUCAUCGACUUCGGUCUGUCUAAUCUGUUCAGCCCGAAGAAUACCCUCAAGACUUUUUGCGGCAGCCUAUACUUUGCUGCUCCUGAGCUCCUUCAGGCCAAGCAGUAUACCGGGCCGGAGGUGGACGUAUGGAGCUUCGGGAUUGUGUUGUACGUGCUGGUCUGCGGCAAGGUACCAUUUGACGAUCAAAGCAUGCCCCAGCUGCACGCUAAGAUCAAAAAGGGUGUGGUCGAGUACCCACCUUGGCUGAGUUCUGAGUGUCGACAGCUCAUUGCGCGCAUGUUGACCACCAAUCCGGUCGAACGUGCGACAUUGCAGGAGAUCAUGACCCAUCCAUGGAUGACCAAGGGGUUCAAUGGUCCUCCAGAGAGUCAUUUGCCGGAGAGGAAGCCUCUCACUCUGCCUCUCGAUCCCUCCGUGGUCGACAAGAUGACGGGAUUCGAUUUCGGGGAGGCGGACCUUAUCACUUCUCAACUCACCAAGAUCAUAGAAUCCGAUGAGUAUCAACGGGCCAUACGAAUGCAAGAGAGACGCGCACAGGCGGGGCCUCCAGAAAUCGAUCAGAAGCGUGGGGUUUUCAGCUUCUAUAAACGACGAAGCUCUACCACCAGUCGAGACACCUUGAACACCCCAUCUACAGAAGCAAUUCAGCUUGGAUCUGACCCGCUCAAUGCCUUUCAUCCGCUGAUUUCUAUCUACUACCUGGCCAUGGAAAAGCAAGAGCGUGAAGCCAAGGAGAAGAAUCCUGGCGCGUUGUGGAUGCCACCAGUCCCAGGCGAGAAGCCAUUGGGCAUGGUCGACUUAGCAGCGCCAGCACCUGCCCACGUCAAUUCUUCUGCUUACGAGAUGGCGGGCGAGAAGCCGACUGGAGGCCGAUCGCGUCCUCGCGCACGCACGCAUGGUGAGGACGAGGUUGCGCAAGAUAUGCGUUCUCUCAGUGUCAAUGCUGCCUCCAACCCGCAGCAACCAACCAUCGUAGAGCCAGAAAAGCCGACAUCACACGGGCGGAAGGAAAGCGUAGCUGGAGGUCUAUUGCGAAGAUUCAGCAAGCGGGAUAAGCCAGGGCGCCCAAGCCAUCCGCCCUCCUCACUUGAUAAGUACAACCCGGAGACGCCCCGGAAGAGCUUCAGCAUGCGUCGUGCGCGAGAUCGUAGUCAGAACCGUGAUACCAGUCAGACGCGCGAAGGGACGCGUCCCGAAACGGCCGCCAGCAAGCAGAGUGAACUCCUAAUACCACCUCCUACUGGUGAUGCGGCGAAUGACCGGACGCCACCAGAUUCAAUCUCAUCAAAACGGUCACAUGGAUUAGGACGAUCAGUCAGUGUCAACUCUAGCGACAUCAGGAGACGCUUGACCCGCCGAGGUGUAUCGGAAGGGUCGUCAAAAAGACCACCGCUGAAGUCCACUGGCAGUACAGAGAUGCCAAAAGUAUCUCUUGAUCGGACCAGCAGCAUACGAGAAGCUCAGUCCGAUGUCGAAGGACCGACGAAACCUGCCACCACCUUCGCAAACCGCGCAAGGUCUAUGGGGCACGCUCGUAAGGAAAGUAUGCAGGUGCGGCGUGCUCGUCGUGAACAGGCCCGAACGGGACAAGCGGACGUGCCAGAAGAGACCGACGCAGAGCUACUUGAUGAGGUUGACGCCAAAGAGGAAAGAGGAGGUUCGAGCAUGAAGCCGGUCUACCUGAAAGGCCUGUUCAGUGUCAGCACGACGAGCAGCAAACCCUUGAACUUCAUUCGCACUGACCUGAUACGCGUGCUGCAAGAUCUCGGCGUUGAGUAUCGAGAGGUCAAAGGUGGGUUCUCUUGCAAGCACUCGCCGAGUAUACUGCCCAAGCCGGGACCAGACGAGACGAUACCUUCCGGUGCACAGCCGUUGUCGCCACCACCAGAAUCCCAUCACAAGCGCAAGAUCAGUUUUGGAGGUUUUCGAUCACAAACAGGUGACGAGGCAAAGCCCCCGCGACAGAAGCCUAGCUACGCCAACGGCAACUCAGAUGAGGAUAGCGAAGAAGAUCCCCCUACAAACCAGCCGAGACAGUCCAUGUCGCAAAGAGCCGCCGGCGAGACAAGCACGCACGUGCAAAAUGACCUUGGAGAAGGGCUGGCACUGAAAUUUGAGAUAUUUGUCGUCAAGGUCCCGCUUCUCAGCUUGCAUGGAAUCCAGUUCAAAAAGGUCGACGGAGGUACGUGGCAAUACAAGGCGAUGGCCCAGAAAAUCCUGAAUGAGUUGAGACUGUGAGUGUGGAGGCGUAGAUUGAGCUGGAAACAGCCGGAAUUACGGAGAAAGAGUUCUGUUGGAAGCAGAGCAGCACGAGCAGGUCUUAAGCUGCAGGGCAGGAAGGGUAGGAAAGACAGAGAGCGUUCUUCGCGAUGUGCCCCCGUCUGUGCAUCAAGAAUAGGCUGUCAUUAAUUUGAGUAUGUUGACGCAUUACUUCGCGGAGACGCGGAUAUGGACAUGACGAUGGAUUGUUGGAGUAAGUAUGAGAGGCCAUGGCUAGCGAUGAUGUUGCAAAGACCAGGUACAUGUAGGCAUGCCGCCGAUGUGUGGUGUAGGACGUGGAAGUGCGUGCAGGUGGUCGGAAUCAGUGGCGGACUGAGCACCAGGUGAAGCGGGCUAAUUCGACCUGGAGCAUUGGAACGAUAGAUAGAUGAGCCAAAGCAAAG
This is a messenger RNA of Sphaerulina musiva SO2202, 3633 nucleotides long. RefSeq names its product protein kinase kin1. Gene Ontology annotation, biological process: intracellular signal transduction; protein phosphorylation; microtubule cytoskeleton organization. The record is from RefSeq and is a predicted model, not a curated record. The coding region runs from base 173 to 3208 and encodes 1011 amino acids. Gene Ontology annotation, cellular component: cytoplasm. The transcript has 2 exons. Gene Ontology annotation, molecular function: tau-protein kinase activity; protein serine/threonine kinase activity; ATP binding. Lineage: Eukaryota; Fungi; Ascomycota; Dothideomycetes; Mycosphaerellales; Mycosphaerellaceae.